Messenger RNA from Mesocestoides corti, 579 nucleotides. Lineage: Eukaryota; Metazoa; Platyhelminthes; Cestoda; Cyclophyllidea; Mesocestoididae. The record is from the annotation of a GenBank genome assembly.
AUGAAGAGGCGACACGGGCGCAUUCCAACCCCGCUUUAUCCGGUUCCUCCUGCUCCUCCUCUCCCCCCUCCACCUCCAGCUCCUUCUCCGUGGGAGGCGAGGCGAAAGGGAGAGGGUUUGGUGACACCCCAGGCUACCGUGGACCACCGAGGGCAAGAGAUGAACUCACCAGAAAUUCAACUGGACAAUCCAUUUCAAGCCAAGACCAAGGAUGAACACGAAAGGCAGUCGUCUGUGCGAUACGAUCACUUCAUCAUGACCACUCUGUUCCACCUGCUGUAUCACCUCGCAACCACUGAUGAUGUCUCACGAGGCGAAUGCAGGCGAGAGCACAAUCCGCCACUCGGAGCGAAGGUCAACCUGCUGAAAGAUACGCAUUCACGUACAACCGUGGUCAUUGUGCAGGGGGAUUGUGAAUUGAUUCGUGCAUCGAGAACUGCGUUAAAUACCCGUCGAGACGUCUUCCAUGACACUAUGCGAAGGAUUCAGUUUAAUCACCCAAUUGACACCUUUCCUGCUUCUUCUUCUUCUUCAUCCACGACUGGCACUAAUUGCACACAACUUCUGACUGCCUGGUGA